CGUGUUCGGCCGUCGCAAGUUUACGUGGUUUUAUUGGUGGUCACGGAAGCACGGACUGGUGAAUGCGCACACUUUUUAAUAUGUUUUAGUUGUGAAACUACGGUCUUUUGUGUGUGAAAACUGCUGGAAACAGUUUCCAGAGUAUCGACCAUUCUCGUACGGCGGUAGGCACGAUGACGACGUACGAGGAAUUUAUUCAGCAAAACGAAGACCGGGACGGUAUCCGGUUCACGUGGAACGUGUGGCCUUCGAGCCGGAUCGAUUCGACGCGCCUGGUCGUACCGCUCGGAUGUCUCUACCAGCCGCUGAAGGAGCGCCCGGAUCUACCCCCGAUCCUGUACGAUCCGGUCGUGUGCACGCGCCAGACGUGCCGGGCGAUACUGAACCCGCUCUGCCAGGUGGACUACCGGGCGAAGCUGUGGGUGUGCAAUUUUUGCUUCCAGCGCAAUCCGUUCCCGCCGCAGUAUGCCGCCAUCUCGGAGCAGCACCAGCCGGCCGAGCUGAUCGCCGGGUUCAGCACGAUCGAGUACACGAUCACGCGCGCGCCCUGCAUGCCGCCGGUGUUUCUGUUCGUGGUGGACACGUGCAUGGACGAGGAGGAGCUGACCGCGCUGAAGGACUCGCUGCAGAUGUCGCUCAGCCUGCUGCCCGCGAACGCGCUGGUCGGGCUGAUCACCUUCGGCAAGAUGGUGCAGGUGCACGAGCUCGGCACGGAGGGCUGCUCGAAGAGCUACGUGUUCCGCGGCACGAAGGACCUGAGCGCGAAGCAAAUCCAGGACAUGCUCGGUAUUGGGCGCGGGCCCGGCCCGCAGCAGCCGGGCCAGCAGCAGCAAGCGAUGCGGGGUGCGGCCGCACCACCCGCCCCGCCGGCCAACCGGUUCCUGCAGCCGCUGCACAAGUGUGACAUGGCGCUGACCGAUCUGCUCGGCGAGCUGCAGCGCGACCCGUGGCCGGUGCCGCAGGGCAAGCGGUACCUGCGCUCGACCGGGGCGGCCCUCUCGAUAGCGGUCGGGCUGCUGGAGUGCACCUACCCGAACACGGGCGGGCGCAUCAUGCUGUUCGUCGGCGGGCCCUGCUCCCAGGGCCCCGGUCAGGUGGUGGACGAUGAGCUGAAGCACCCGAUCCGCUCGCACCACGACAUCCAGAAGGACAAUGCCAAGUUCAUGAAGAAGGCGAUCAAACACUACGAUGCGCUGGCGCUGCGCACCGCCACCAACGGGCACUGCAUCGAUAUCUACUCGUGCGCCCUCGACCAGACGGGGCUGAUGGAGAUGAAGCAGUGCUGCAAUUCGACCGGCGGCCACAUGGUGAUGGGCGACUCGUUCAACUCGUCGCUGUUCAAGCAAACGUACCAGCGGGUGUUUGCGGCCGACCAGAAGGCCGAGCUGAAGAUGGCGUUCAACGGCACGCUCGAGAUUAAGUGUUCGCGCGAGCUCAAAAUCGAGGGCGGCAUCGGCUCGUGCGUGUCGCUGAACGUAAAGAACGCGUCCGUUUCGGACACGGAAAUCGGCAUGGGCAACACGGUGCAGUGGAAGCUGUGCACCAUGACGCCGAACACGACGAUGGCGUUCUUCUUCGAGGUGGCCAACCAGCACGCCGCCCCCAUACCGCAGGGUGGCCGCGGCUGCCUGCAGUUCAUCACGCAGUACCAACAUUCCAGCGGGCAGCGACGCAUUCGCGUGACGACCGUCGCACGCAGCUGGGCCGACGCGACCGCCAACCUGCACAUGAUCAGUGCCGGGUUCGAUCAGGAGGCGGCCGCCGUGCUCAUGUCGCGCAUGGUCGUGUACCGGGCCGAGUCGGACGACGGGCCCGACACGCUGCGGUGGGUCGAUCGGCAGCUGAUCCGCCUGUGCCAGAAGUUCGGCGAGUACGGCAAGGACGAUGCGAACAGCUUCCGGCUGGCGGAGAACUUUUCGCUCUUCCCGCAGUUCAUGUACCAUCUGCGCCGCUCGCAGUUCCUGCAGGUGUUCAACAACAGCCCGGACGAAACGACCUUCUACCGGCAUAUGCUGAUGCGCGAGGAUCUGACCCAGUCGCUGAUCAUGAUACAGCCGAUCCUGUACUCGUACUCGUUCAACGGGCCGCCGGAACCGGUGCUGCUAGACACGUCCUCCAUACAGCCGGACCGGAUCCUGCUGAUGGACACGUUCUUCCAGAUACUGAUCUUCCACGGCGAAACCAUUGCCCAGUGGCGCAAGGACAAGUACCAGGACAUGCCCGAGUACGAGAACUUCAAGCAGCUGCUGCAGGCCCCGGUGGACGACGCGCAGGACAUCCUGCAGACCCGGUUCCCGAUGCCCCGGUACAUCGACACCGAGCAGGGCGGCUCGCAGGCUCGGUUCCUGCUGUCGAAGGUGAAUCCGUCGCAAACCCACAACAACAUGUACGCGUACGGGCAGAUGGCGGUACCGAGUGCGGACGGUGGAGCCCCCGUGCUUACGGACGACGUGUCGCUGCAAGUGUUCAUGGAGCAUCUGAAGAAACUGGCCGUAUCGUCGACAACGUAAACGAUGCGCACGUCACCAUCCAUCCCCUCGGAGCAGAGGCAACCAAUUCUCAGUGCGCUUCAAUUAAGUGUUGUUAAAUUGAACAGCCUUCCCGCUGGUGUGGGCAAAGAGAAACGGCAGUCAACGGGGCGGUGUAUGGUGUAGCACUACUCACCACAUAAGCAGUAUAUAUAUAUAUUUAUCGAUGUUAUAACAGAGGAGUAUGCUGGCCACGGGGCGGCACGGUCGUCAUUGCGACAGAGUGUGUGCGUGGUGGCAAGGCAAUAUAUGUAAGCAUUGGUUUGAUUUUUGUUUUAAAAUUUGGGCAAAAUUAGUAACAGUAACAGAGAGUUUAUAAUAUGUAGUAGCUAAAGGUAAUUGUACGAAGUUCAGUUUAUAUGUGACAUGCGCUUGAUUUUGCUUUGCAAAGGGUUGAAGUACACGAUCAUCUGAUUGAUAUCCCGCUCACACUAAACCAAUAAAGUGUAGAAAUCUGUAAUGCUGCUGCACUUAA
Anopheles arabiensis is the source of this 3003-nucleotide messenger RNA. It is a transcript of the gene Sec23, whose product is annotated as protein transport protein Sec23A. The record is from RefSeq and is a predicted model, not a curated record. The transcript is spliced from 4 exons. The coding region runs from base 174 to 2510 and encodes 778 amino acids. NCBI's taxonomy places the organism in Eukaryota, Metazoa, Arthropoda, Insecta, Diptera, Culicidae. Gene Ontology annotation, molecular function: zinc ion binding; GTPase activator activity. Gene Ontology annotation, cellular component: COPII vesicle coat; endoplasmic reticulum exit site. Gene Ontology annotation, biological process: COPII-coated vesicle budding; intracellular protein transport; endoplasmic reticulum to Golgi vesicle-mediated transport.